UCGGUUUGUCCCGAGGCCCCUCCCCUGCUGGCCGGCAGCAGCGUUGAAAUGACACCGUGGGAAAGCUGAGCGCUUCAAACUGAGACUCUCCGGGCUAACUUGGUUCAGAAGCGCGUCUGGAAGACACAACAGGAACACUGAAGGACUAUUGUGGACGAAUCAAGAUGAAGAGGAAUCACGAUUUCAGCUCCUCGGACAGCGAGUUGGAUGAGACUAUUGAGGUGGAGAAGGAGAGCGCGGAUGAGAAUGGGAACAUGAGCUCUUCUCUCGGGUCCAUGUCUCCAAUAACAUCAACUCAGGUGCAGGCGAGGAAAAGGCGUCGAGGAAUAAUCGAGAAACGGCGCCGUGACCGGAUCAACAACAGCCUCAGCGAGCUCCGCAGGCUGGUUCCCAGCGCCUUUGAGAAACAGGGCUCAGCCAAACUGGAGAAAGCAGAGAUUUUGCAGAUGACUGUUGACCAUCUAAAGAUGCUUCACGCUGCUGGAGGCAAAGGUUAUUUUGACGCCCAUGCCCUGGCUAUGGACUACCGUGGUCUGGGUUUCAGGGAGUGCCUGGCUGAGACGGCCCGUUAUCUGAGCAUAAUCGAAGGCUUGGACAGCGCGGACCCUCUGCGGAUCCGCCUGGUCUCCCACCUCAACAACUACGCCAGUCAAAGAGAGGCUCACUCUGGCCUGAGUCACCUGGCGUGGGGCUCUGCCUUUGGAUCCCCUCCCGCCCACCUCACGCACCCCCUCCUCCUCCAACACCAGCAGGGGGCACCGUUGGCAGCUUUAACCCGCAGCACCACCAGCAGCCCCCAAACUCCCCUUUCAUCUACAUCCACCUCUUCCUCCUCCUCCUCCUCUUCUUCUUCAUCCUCCUCGUCGGUCGCAGAGACUCACGUCCCAGGCAGGCGCAGCGGCAGUGCCACCCCCCACUCAGAUCAAGGCCCGAUCCGGGUUCCCCCAACCACUGCGGCUCCCGCCAGCGUACCACACCCGGCCCUGGUCUCCUCAUCAGCGUCCAAGUUCUCCCCUCCUCUCCUCUCCUCCCUCUCGGCGUUCCCCUUCCCCUUCAGCGCCUUCCCCAUCAUCUCCCCCGCCAUCAGCGCCCCAAUCCCCACGUCCAGUGUGGGCAAACCCUACAGACCCUGGGGAAUGGAGAUAGGAGCUUUCUGACUGAGAUGAAAACCUCCUCUCACUCAAAGACUCAAGCUGAGCUGGACUUUCAAGGACUAGACUUUUUUUUAUUUUCCCAUUUAAGAAAGUGCUAUUUUUCUAUGACAUUGACAUCCCACAGAGGGGUGCACCUAGAUAUAGGAUUUCUACCUUUAUUGCUAAUGUAUUGUGUUUUGUACAGAAGAGAAAAACAGUGAGGAAGGGGACCACGUCUAAACAGCAACAAGAGUGAUUUAUUGUGACUGAUCUCUGUUCCUGCCCACCCCUUUAGAAGUUUCACCCACUGUUGUCAGCCUAUCAGGAAUGGCUUUUCCAGAUGGUCAACCAGUCGCCGCCCGUCAAGUUCCUGCCUGAAACUGCCCCCCCCCCCCCUUUGUUUUCCCUCUGCGCUGAAGCAGCCAGUGUUGGUGCCCUGGUUACAUACAGAGAGGGGGAGUGUGAAAGGAGGACUUGAAGUAGUGGAGCGUCACCCCCUUUUUACAGCAUUUUAUGGGGUGGAAUAACCGUAACCAGGUGUUUGUUUGACGAAAUACUGGGAACAUAAUUUAGCUACCAGCUUGGUUGAAAUAAUCAUGAUUUACCCACAACCUCUGAGGUUCAUGGUGCUCCAUUGUUGAGGCUCGCUUCCCUAAGUUAUGUUUCCUCUCUACAGUAAAUGUAAGGCUUCACAUAUGUUUCACCAGUGUCUACCAGCUGUUCCACAUUUCCUUUUUGAUUUCUCGUGUAACUGAUGCUUGGUUGAUUUUAAUCACCUUUAUUUUAAAGUUAUUUUCUUGUCAAAGUAGCAGCAUUAUUGAUCUGUAAUUAUCAAGAGGGAGCUCAUUUGUAUCUGCCACAGUAUUUGCUGUAAAAAAAAAAAAAAAAGGCAAAACAGAUCAGUUUCCUUCUGUCCGCCUGAUAUUGUUGUGUCUCCUGGUAAACCUCACUGUUUUGAGUUUGUAUAUUUUAUGGUUGCACGAGCAAGCACUGACGAAUCCGAUUUCUCCGCUUGUCAGAGUUGUCGCUGGUGGUAAUGACAACUUCCCCGUAAUAAAAGAGUUCUGUUAAAUCA
Molecule: messenger RNA, 2208 nt
Organism: Anarrhichthys ocellatus (wolf-eel)
Lineage: Eukaryota; Metazoa; Chordata; Actinopteri; Perciformes; Anarhichadidae
Gene: hey1
Product: hes-related family bHLH transcription factor with YRPW motif 1
Exons: 5
Coding region: 165-1157 (330 amino acids)
Biological process (GO): regulation of DNA-templated transcription
Molecular function (GO): DNA binding; protein dimerization activity
Source: RefSeq, a predicted model, not a curated record